AUGGCUGCAAAGAUACCCGAAGGGAGUAAGAAAAAUAAAGUUUCCUUUACAGAGGAAGACAUAGAAAGAAUCAUCAGUCUUUGGUCAACCAAGGAAGUUUUAUACAGAUGUUCUCACCAAGACUAUUUUAAAAAGGAUUCAAGAGCUGCAGCACUUGCUGAUAUUGUUUCCAAAGCGGACAUUCCUGGUAAGCUCAAGGGGCUAACAGGUACCAAGAAGGUCCCAUUCAGGAAGUGGUAUGGUUGCUUAGGAGAAUUACAUUCUUUGAUUCCCAAAGAUACUAAAUCAGUGAUCCUAACAGCAACUGCCACCAAGGCAACCAAGGAACAAAUAAUGGAAACCCUGAACCUGUCACCAAAGGAUGUGCAAAUGAUCCAGCAGAGUCCUGACAGGCCAAAUUUAUUUUAUUCUACACAAUAUGUAGAUAAAAAUGAGCCAUUGGAGAUUGUGUUUGGGUGGCUUAUUAAUGAAGUUGAUGAUAUGGGUGCAAACACGCCAAGAACAUUAAUAUACUGUCAAACACGAAAGCAGUGUUCAGUUCUGUACCGAAUGUUUGAAGUUUUUUUGGGUCUGAAGAUGUACAGUGGUGGAGUAACCAAUCCACAAAAAAGACUGGUUGAAAUGUUUCAUGCUGGCACCCCUAAAAGAGUUAAGGAACACAUAAUCGAAAAUAUGGCAAAGGAUGAUGGACAUUUACGAGUUGUCAUUUGUACUGUUGCCUUCGGCAUGGGUAUCAAUUGCAGGAAGGUUAGACAGAUUGUGCAUUUUGGACCAUCGAAGACAGUGGAACAGUAUGUUCCAGAGUGUGGGCGUGCUGGACGGGAUGGACUUCCAAGCUCUUGCAUCCUGCUGUUCAAUGGACUACUGUCAGCACACUGUGAUAGGGAUAUGAAGGCUUAUGUCCAACAAGAAGGAUGCUCGAGUAUAUGGUUAAUGAGCCAUCUUGAAAGUAAAGUGGCAAGUAACAGUUUACUUCACAAAUGCUGUGGACAAUGUGCAAUGAAAUGCAGGUGUAGUGACAAGGAUUGCAGGGUGCUUUGGAGUCCCAAUUUGAAUGGAGAUACAACAAAAAAGUCACCAGUCCAGAAAUUAAUGACCACCAUYAAUGCACAUGCUCAUCAUGAAAGAGCCAAAUUUACAAGAGUUGUCAGUGAACAACAAAGGGAGAAACUGAGAUUGGAACUUCAUUGCUUCCAGCGAGAAAUGAUGAAGGAGGUACAAGUGGAYACUAUGGUGACAUGUCCCAAUGUACUCAUGGAGUUUAAUUCUUUCCAUAUUAAUCAAGUGAUUGAACACUGCAGCAUUCUUUUUACCAUCCAAGAUGUUGUAGAGUUGGUAGAAAUAUGGAGAAUGAAAUAUGCCACUGCCAUUCUCACAGCUUUAGACAAAGUCUUCAGUGAUAUAGAUGCUGCUGAAAUACAAAUGGAUGUGUUUCCACCUGAAAUGUCAAAUUAUUCUGACUGGAGUCAAGUCAGGGAUGACACCACAYUGGUAGGGAUGUUGAACAGCCAAGAUUUAGAGGAUCUAAGUUCUUUUAACACAUGUAUGGACACAGCAGACAGUACUUUUUUAGAUACUUCUUAUCAGAGUUUGAGUACUGCUUAG
Molecule: messenger RNA, 1605 nt
Organism: Actinia tenebrosa (Australian red waratah sea anemone)
Lineage: Eukaryota; Metazoa; Cnidaria; Anthozoa; Actiniaria; Actiniidae
Product: mediator of RNA polymerase II transcription subunit 34-like
Source: RefSeq, a predicted model, not a curated record